GUACUUAUUUGUAAUUAACCUUUUAGGUUAAUACUCGGCCAAGUAUAAAUAACUAAAAUAAGUUGUAUGGUUGAGUUUCAGAUGUAACGCAUACGUGAACAAUAAAAUAUAUUUCGUGCCGUGGACUAGUCUCAACGAUCAUCAUUGAGGAAACCACGUAAAUCUCGUGUUCUAUGUUUAUGUUCUCUCAAUUCAAUUUAGGUUAUUGACAUGGUAUCAGAGCCUCGCACUUUUAAUCUCUGAGUUCGUGUUCUGGUCUGUGAGCUGGGUUUUGGCUACUCUUUGUUCUGGUGCUUCUCGUUGGUGGGCGGCCGAUUUUUGGGUUUCUUUGUCAGCGCCUCUCUUGGUCUCGGCGGCCGCUAAUGGAUUUUUAUUUUGUGGACUCGGCGGUGCUCUUUCUCCAGGUUCCCUCGGCGGUGUUUUUUUUUUUCUUUCUCGGCGGCAGUUUGGAUCAAGCUUCUUCCAGCGCUUAUUCGAGAAUUGGCGGUGGUAAUUUGUGUUUUGGGAUUUCUUCUCGUGUGAUUGGACCAAGCCUCUUCCAGCACCGGCUUGUUGGGCGAGAUCAGAGCUGCAACCUCUGUUCUUCCCAGCUUGCGUGCCCUUCAUUUAGUCAUUUUCAGAAUUUUGUUGCCUCGAACUCAGUCUCUUGAUGUUAUUCUUCCUAUGGAUCUCUGGAUUAUGUCUCAUGCUGUGUCUGGAGUUCCUCUGGAUUUCUCCUAUCUUCUUUAUGGUGUCUUCAUGACUUUCGGAGACUCCAGUUUUCCAGGCCCACUUCCUUUUGGACCACUCAUUACUCAGCUUGUUCUUCGUCUAGGGAUUAGGAUUUCUCUCUUUCAAACUGAGCAACCCUCCUGGUUCUUCUCUAUUGACCAAGUUCUUGAUAUCUUGGAGCUUGCAAACGAGGGGGAGAUGGAUGAACCUGCAGAAGCUGAUGAUGAACCUGAAGAAGACCCUAAUGAACCGAUAGAAGAAGCUACUGGCGAAACUACUGGAGAAAACGAUGCUUCUGUUCUUGAUCAUUUUGCUGCAGCUCUUGCCUAUGCCGAAGAAGGGUUUCAAGUUGCUGCUGCUGCUGCGGAAAUAGCUGGGAGACUUGUGGACUACAGUUAUGAUGAUGACUUUGGUUCUGAUGAUGAUUGAGUGUUUUUUUUUUUUGUCAAGGGGAGCUUUCAGUUAGGGGGAGAUCGUUUGUUCUUUUUGUGCACCAAACUUGAAACUUCUCUGGUGUGCUGCUGCCUGUUUUGUUGAAUUGUUGGUUGGAUGUUUUUCAUGUGAUGAUGCUAUGCUUGAUUAUUUGGCCUGCAGUUUCUGUUUUCCUUGGGUAUAUGUGGUGUCUUUCUCUUUGCAGGUUGAUAGUCAUUUGCAAGCUCUGAUCUAGGGGGGAGAUUGUUGGGCGAGAUCAGAGCUGCAACCUCGAUUGGCAAGGCUGGAAUAUCAAAGUUGCUUCCAUCAGAAAACGAAAGAAGUCCAUUCAGGGAAACUCUAUCAAUGCUGAUGCAACGGACCUUUUUCUUCCCAAAGGCUACAGUCUUGGUGGCUAUAUAUUGUCGAGUCUGUCGCACAUUCUGAUUAACUUUUCAACUCAGAGACAUUGAGUGGUAUAGGACUGUGUAGUUGAGUGAAAAGGGUGCGCUUUCUCCAGGGGUAUAGGGUCUGAGAGAAGAGGCUGAUUAUCUUUGCAGAGUUUUGGGAUUGAAACUCUCGUUGUCUUGUUCGUUCUAGUUGGAUUUAUCUUUUCGUUGUAAUUGUGUUGAUCAUAGCAGAAAAAUCAAUAGUGUCUCUCGGC
Linum trigynum is the source of this 1786-nucleotide messenger RNA. Lineage: Eukaryota; Viridiplantae; Streptophyta; Magnoliopsida; Malpighiales; Linaceae. The record is from the annotation of a GenBank genome assembly.